AUUGGAAAUGGCAGUCCUGUCGCUGUGUUGUGAAUGGGCAGAAAAGUACGUGGUCUGUGAUCGUGUGGGAUGAUGGUUGGGCAUCAUUAAUACAGAGUUGACAGCAAAGGGUACUCUGUCAACUGGGAAAACAAAAGAGAAGAACUUGGAGGAAUGGUUAAGGUUUGAGGUUCUUGUUCAAGAAGUUGUUUAUUUGAUAAACAAUGAUCCCAAGAAUCCAGCUGCUUUUGGUGCCUGUGUUUAUCCAAUUUUUGGGUAUAGUGGCUUUGACAGAUAACAAUGAUUAUGUCGCUUUAAAGUCCCUCCAAGAUGGUUGGGAGAAUGUACCUCCCACUUGGAAAGAAGGGUCUGAUCCUUGUGGUGAUCACUGGGAAGGAGUUGGUUGCAAUGGUUCAAAAGUGGUUUCAUUAACUUUAUCAAGCAUGGAUCUGAGUGGCAAGCUCUCUGGAGAUAUUGAGGGGCUAUCCGAGUUGCAGAUUCUGGAUCUAUCGUACAACAAAGGUUUGGAAGGACCUCUUCCUCGGGAAAUUGGAAACUUAAAGAAUUUGUAUAAUCUAAUCCUUGUUGGGUGUGGGUUUUCUGGACCAAUUCCAGACACAAUAGGAUCUUUGAGCAAGCUGAAAUAUCUAUCACUGAAUUCAAACAAGUUCAUUGGGCCAAUACCGCCUUCCUUGGGUAAAUUGUCGGAACUCUAUUGGCUGGAUUUGGCUGACAAUGAUCUAACUGGAAGUAUUCCCGUCUCUGACGGGAACACACCUGGUCUUGAUAUGCUUGUUGGAACACGACACUUUCACUUCGGAGGGAACCAAUUCACGGGCGAGAUUCCAGCUCAGCUUUUCAGCUCGAAUAUGAAAUUGAAGCAUUUGUUGCUCGAGCAAAAUCAGCUUAAAGGAAGCAUCCCGGAAACAUUGGGAUUAGUUCGAACUUUGGAGGUUGUCCGUCUUGACAGGAAUUCAUUGAGUGGAUCUGUUCCAUCGAACCUUAACAAUCUCACAUCCGUUAGUGAACUGCACUUGUCAAACAAUAAUUUGAAAGGCCCCUUCCCAAACCUCACUGACAUGAGUCUUCUCAACUAUGUAGAUAUGAGCAAUAACACUUUUGAUCCAACAGAUUUCCCAUCAUGGUUCUCGACUUUGGAGUCUCUUACAACAUUAGUAUUGGAUAAUACAGGACUAGAAGGACUUAUUCCACCAUCAUUUUUCAGUCUUGUUCAGUUGCAGAAUGUCAUCAUGAGGAAUAACAAACUUAAUGGCACACUGAAUAUUGGCACCACCUACAGCAGCCAAUUGCAACUAAUCGAUCUGCGGAAUAAUCUUAUAGACUCAUUUACACAGAGAAAAGGAUAUCACUUUCAGAUUAGUCUCGUAGGCAAUCCAUUAUGUUUGGAAGGAAGCGGUGGAAGUUAUUGCGCUGUUCCCCAACUGUCUAAGUCCUCUUAUUCAACUCCCACAAAUUGCUUAUCUAGUCAGUGCACCUCUGAUCAAAUAUCCAGUCCUAAUUGUAAAUGUGCUUAUCCAUAUACCGGGAAUCUAGUUUUUAGAGCCCCUUCCUUCUCCAACUUGGGAAACUCGAGUAUAUUCGAUGCCCUUCAAGAGUCUAUGAUGCAUUCGUUCAAAUCUCAAGAGCUCCCGGUGGAUUCAGUUUCCCUGAGCAAUCCGGCAGAUAAUCUGAAUGAUUAUCUUGUAGUGCACCUGCAAGUUUUCCCAAAUGGCAUGGACCAUUUCAACCGGACUGGAGUUUCUGCAAUCGGAUUUGCACUUAGCAAUCAGACUUUCAAGCCACCUCCAUCCUUUGGACCGUUUUUCUUUCAACCCGAUGUUAACUAUAAAUUCUUUGAUGGUGAUUCCACAGGAUCGGGCAAGUCAUCGAGUACAGGAAUUAUAAUCGGAGCAGUUGUUGGUGGUUCAGUCCUUGUGAUAUUAGUACUUAUAAUCGGAGUUUAUGCGUUCUGCCAAAAGAGAAAAGCUCAAGAUGCAGCUAAAAAGCAUGAUCCUUUCGCAUCAUGGGAUCGAUCCAAAAGCAGUGGCGCCGUCCCCCAACUACAGGGAGCAAAGUUUUUCUCGUUUGAAGAGCUCGCGAAAUGCACAAAUAACUUCUCAGAAGCCAAUACUGUUGGAUCUGGAGGUUAUGGGAAGGUAUACAGAGGAGCUCUUCCUCAUGGGCAACUAAUUGCCAUCAAAAGAUCUCAGCAAGGAUCUAUGCAGGGCGCUCCCGAGUUCAAAUCUGAGAUUGAGCUCCUCUCGAGGGUUCACCACAAGAACGUCGUUGGCCUUGUUGGGUUUUGUUUUGAUCAAGGCGAACAGAUACUGAUCUAUGAAUUUAUACCGAAUGGUACACUGAAAGAAAGUCUGACAGGGAAAUCGGGAAUCAAGUUAGAUUGGAUGAGGAGACUUAGGAUAGCUCUUGGAGCAGCCAAAGGGCUGCAGUAUCUACAUGACCUUGUAAACCCGCCCAUCAUCCACCGAGACAUCAAAACAAAUAAUAUUCUGCUGGAUGAACGCUUGAAUGCUAAAGUUGCAGAUUUCGGUCUCUCCAAGUCUCUAGGCGAACAAGAGAAGGCUCAUAUCACCACUCAAGUUAAAGGAACUAUGGGGUACUUGGAUCCUGAAUAUUACAUGACGAAUCAGUUGACAGAGAAGAGCGAUGUUUACAGCUUCGGGGUGGUGCUUCUGGAGAUCAUAACCGCAAGGCCACCUAUUGAGAAAGGAAAGUACAUUGUUCGAGAAGUGAAGCAAGCGAUGGAUAAGACUAAAGACAUGUACGACCUUCAAAGCCUUCUCGACCCAGCCAUUGCCCCAAGCGUGACGCCUAGAAGUCUAGAGAAGUUCGUCGAUAUAGCCUUGAGGUGUCUCGAAGAUGUGGCGACCCAACGGCCAACAAUGAGAGAAGUGGUGAAAGAGAUCGAGAGCAUCAUGGAAAUGGUGGGGCUAAACCCUCACGCCGACUCUGCUUCGACUUCCGAGAGCUAUUCGGGAGUGAGCAAAGGCUCUGAACAUCCUUACAGUGAUGAAAGCCUCUCUGUCUACACUGGAGUGCUUCCCAAGUGAAGAUAAAAACAGAUUUUAGUGUUUGAACUUUUUGUUCUAUUGUGACAUUUGUAUAUGUUUGUUUGCAUUAUUUCUUCGAGAUGGAUCAAGUGUAUAGUAGCAUAUAUAUAUAUUAUUGAAUGCAAAUCUGAAUUGAGUGAAA
Messenger RNA from Ipomoea triloba (trilobed morning glory), 3189 nucleotides. Its product is annotated as probable leucine-rich repeat receptor-like protein kinase At5g49770. Gene Ontology annotation, biological process: protein phosphorylation. The transcript has 18 exons. Gene Ontology annotation, molecular function: protein kinase activity; ATP binding; protein binding. NCBI's taxonomy places the organism in Eukaryota, Viridiplantae, Streptophyta, Magnoliopsida, Solanales, Convolvulaceae. Bases 204 to 3047 code for a protein of 947 amino acids. The record is from RefSeq and is a predicted model, not a curated record.